This is a messenger RNA of Dinoponera quadriceps, 5562 nucleotides long. Its product is annotated as WD repeat-containing protein 47. Lineage: Eukaryota; Metazoa; Arthropoda; Insecta; Hymenoptera; Formicidae. The record is from RefSeq and is a predicted model, not a curated record. Bases 88 to 2952 code for a protein of 954 amino acids. The transcript is spliced from 11 exons. Gene Ontology annotation, molecular function: protein binding.
AAGCAGUCAUCGCGGAGUAACGUGUGUGUGUGCACGCGCGAUCCUGACGUUUUUCGCCUCGAUCAGCGGUUGCGUAUUCGGUACGUGAUGCCGGCGGCGCAUCUGACGCUGCGCGAGGAGGACGUGGUACGACUGACCCUGGAGUUCCUUCACAGCCGUGAUCUCCACAUCUCGCAGCUUUCGCUGGAGCGCGAGACCGGAGUGAUAAACGGUCAGUACAGCGACGACGUGCUCUUCCUGCGUCAGUUGAUCCUCGACGGACAAUGGGACGACGUGUUGGAGUUCAUCCAGCCCCUGGAGGCGCUCCCGGACUUCGACAUGAGGAAGUUCACGUACUCAAUUUUGCGGCACAAGUAUGUCGAGCUGCUGUGCAUCAAGUCCGAAGCGAAUAUUAUCGCUGCUAGCACGAACAACAGCGUGGACAACGCCGUGGAGGAGGUCGUCAAGGUGUUGAGCGACCUUGAGAAGGUCGCUCCCUCCAAGGAGGAAUACAGCAGUCUAUGCCUAUUACUCACCCUGCCGCGACUGACGGAUCACCUGCAGUACAAGGACUGGAACCCGAGCAACGCCAGGGUGCAAUGCUUCCGAGAAGUACAUCCCUUGGUGGAGAAAUUCCUACCGGGUGACAGGAAGGGCAUUGACCCCACGCAUCCGAUCACCUCGGCGAAGAACGAUCGGCUCAUUCAACUCAUCAUCAAAGGCAUUUUGUACGAGUCCUGCGUUAAUUACUGCCAAGCGAAAGCUACCGGGUCGAAAGAGAGCGAACAGGUAGAGAUGAGUUUUUCGAGGUUACUGGACGGAUCCGUGGGUUUCAGCGAUUCCGACUUGAGUUUGCUCUCGUGGCUUCAAAGCAUACCCCCCGAGACGUUCGCAGUGCCGUUCGCGCAACGAACCCUGAACGUCGACGUGGAACGCCUCGAGAGGCCCUCCCUGGAGACCUCGUGGACGGAGCACAUGCUGAUAACUCCGAUCAAGCCGAAAACUUUUCCGCACAGCGCCAUGCCGUUCACCAGGCCGAGAUCGGCCGCGGACAUGAUGUCCCGCAGUUUAGUGCCAGCUUUAGAGGCUGGCCUCGGACCGAGGAGUCCUGGACCUAAAAACACCACCAUACCAUCUGCGGCGCUGAUGGCGCUCUCCACCGGCGAUAUAAACCCCAUGUCCAGGUCGUCCUUCGCCAGCUUCCACUUGACUGGCUUUAAGAAUAACAAACUGAUGAAUACCAGCGUCGACAGGCUCUUCGAAAAUGAGGGUGAUGUCUUCCUUAGUUCGAAUUAUGCCGAGUUCCAACAGCUACCCUCGAUACAAGAGACCGCGACGAAUGCUCAACCUAAGGUCCCGCCGAGAACGAGAGGGCACUCCAAGAGCCCCGAAGGUGUUGACAUAGACCCUUCAGCGACAUCCACGCCAGAACGUAGAGUGGCUGGGAGAGAGUCGCCGGCGCCCUCGACCGCUAGAAGUUCGAGAAGAGACUCUUUGGCGGAAAAGCCCACGGGAGUCGCGGCCAAAAUUACAGAACCGACUGCGAUUCCAGUUAGAGCGGCUGCGCCCGGAGACCACCUCGAACAAAGUUACAAUGGUGGUCUGUUUAAGGAAUACCAGAAGCAGAAACAGAGGUUGCAAGAGACUAUUCAGCAGAAGGAAAGGGAGAGGGACGAAUUAGUCAGACAACUAGCGGCACCGUUACCCGUGCAAGUAGCCGAUAAUAGACUGCAGGGAGAAGGGAUAAAGCAACCUUUGGGAAGCAAAGGACCUUCGCCCGUUCAUACGAAUACACCUGUCCGGUCUGGAAUCCAGUCGCCGAAGCCCACGAUCAAUGGAUCCGAUCCCGUCGCAAGGCAAAACUCGGUGCCAGGCGGUAUUUAUGAUUCGAGGGUACCGGAAGGACAUUACGAUGUUAUCAAGCCGAAGCAGGAGCCGCGGCCGGAACUCGACACCAGCAACGGCAGCAGCAACGGCGGCAGGCCGCGAUUCGUUCCCGUCACCGCGCUCGAGGACGUGCAGGCGGUGCGCUGCGCCGAAUUCCACCCCCACGGUAAGCUCUACGCCGUCGGCUCGAACUCGAAGACCCUCCGAAUAUGCGCCUACCCGAAGCUCCACGAUGUCAGGGAAGAUCAUCAGACGUAUCAGCCCACCGUUCUCUUCAAGAGAACGAAGCAUCACAAGGGCUCCAUAUAUUGCCUCGCGUGGACCCCGGACGGCAGGCUGAUGGCCACCGGCAGCAACGACAAGACCGUGAAACUGAUGCGCUUCAACGCCGACACUUCGAACCUCGAAGGGCAAGAAGUCGAGCUGACUAUGCACGACGGUACGGUGCGCGACCUGUGCUUCCUCGAGGACACGUCGAACAAAUCGAGUCUUCUGAUCAGCGGCGGUGCUGGCGAUUGCAAGAUAUACGUUACCGACUGCGCGACCGGUACACCUUUCCAGGCUUUAAGCGGUCACAGCGGCCACGUGCUGACGCUCUACAACUGGGGCGGAGCGAUGUUCGUCAGCGGAUCGCAGGAUAAAACAGUUCGAUUCUGGGACCUGAGAACGAGGGGCUGCGUCAAUAUGGUCACACCUGCGACGGUACCUGGCAGCAGGGUCGGAAGCCCCGUAGCUGCGCUCUGCGUGGACCCGUCCGGCCGGCUCUUGGUGUCCGGCCACGAGGACAGUAGCUGCGUCCUCUUCGACAUUCGCGGUGGUAGAACGGUUCAAUGCUUUAAGCCACACGCGGCGGACAUCAGGAGCAUACGAUUCUCACCGUCGGCGUAUUACCUACUGACAGCAGGAUACGACAACAAAUUGGUACUCACGGAUUUGCAAGGCGAUCUUACGAUGCCGUUGCCCAGCGUGGUGGUUGCCCAACAUCAGGACAAAGUAAUCUCGGGACGUUGGCAUCCGACCGAGUUCUCGUUCCUCAGUACUUCCGCUGACAAAACGGCGACCCUGUGGGCCUUACCACCUGUUUAAAUGUCCAGGGCGAUAAUGCGCGCAAUGUUAUUUAUUUCUUCGUUUUCUUCUUUGAGAACACCUUAAUAACACGAUCAUUUUCGUCCGAACGGUAACCUCACACGUCGACUCUCAAGUUAUCCGACAGACACUAUUAACCUCCGGAGAAGAGCAAGCGGUUUUAUGCGGUGUUGACACUCUAACGUUAUCUGUGUACUCGCACAUAGUUUAACCAUGACCAAUUAAACCUCCUUGAUCUGUGUGACUACGUCGUUAACGUGACACGAUAUUAAUUAAUCGCAGCGUGUGCGACUUGUUACACACGAGAGAAGUCAAGCAUUUAAACGCGAUUCAAACGUAACUGUAACAUGCUUUAAGGAAGAAUAAGGAACCGUCUUUAGUCAGAGGCGAUAUAUAUAUAUAUAUAUAUAUAUAUAUAUCGAGUCGGUAGAAUUGUUUUUUUAACUACGAGAAUUUGAUACCGGGAAUUACAAGACUGUGGAUGAAUAAUCACACGAUUCGCCGCUUCCGAAUCAGAUAAAUCCGAAGCCGAAUCGUACCAACAUGAAUUUUAAAUAUUCUACUUUCAGCACAAAAGUGCGACAAGUUCUCAGACUCGUCGAAGGACGAUUUCCCGGAGAAUGACGCACGCGUACUUAUCGGGACCGCGAUGCGACACAUGACGUACACCUUCUGUCUCUUUUUAAUACGUUUUCGUUAUAAUCAGAAUGAUACCUGUACUGUAAAUAUGUUAAGAUAGCGUUAAGAAAUUUUCAACAUUACGAAACUCCGUCGCGCUCCUGUACAAAGGACGUACCAAUUAAUUUCUUACUCCGAGUGCUCUCUUAUUUUCGCUCAGUUCGUUUAUCAUUUUAUUUUCACGUUGUUUCGUAAUAUUUAAAUGAGAAAAGAAAACGAAAGAAACAUCCGAUGGAUCGUCACAUUUGUUGUAUUUUACUUUUGGUUUAUUAUGAAAAAUGCACCGCGCUGCAAUUGUUCUAAUUCUCGCGCGCGCACGCACACAAGUCUAACUCGUGUAGAUGCUCCUUACUUCCAUCUUUCCUUGUUAUCGACUCACAAGCCAAAUAUACACACACGCGUUCUAGUACAUAUAUAUAUAUAUAUAUAUAUAUAUAUAUAUAUAGCCGUAUUCAAAGAAAUUAUAUACGUACGCUCAUACUAAUCGCUAUUUUUUACGGACUAAGAUAAUUACAUAAUAAUAUAAAUCGAGAAUGGCGUAUGUAUCUGGAGCGUCGAACACGUGAUUAUAAGUUUGCGCCAAUCGGAGAACACGAUAGUAUUCUUAUUCGUAGUAAGGUCGUAAGUCGACUAACAGUUAGAUUUAAGUUGCAUAUUGCAAUCGCCAAAGCUCGCAGUAGCAACAAAACUGAAAAGAGAAGAAAGAGAGGAACCACCCGCGUGUGUGUGUGUAUCACCUCGCGCGGCUACCGAGAGAGCGGUGGGGUGUUCUUUUUCUCGAACGAUCGGAACCGCGACUUGAAACACGGGAAGAAGUUUCUGUAAAUACACGUUCAUCGGUGACCGACUCUUGAUUUUCUCAUAUCAUCACUCCGUCAGGCGAACAAUGUCCGCGACAUCGUUUCGUUCUCUUAUUGUUUUACCCCUAUUUCUCCGACGUUGACGCUCGCAUGUUUCGAGUCUCACUUCGCGUUAGCAUACUUUUUCCGCGUAUAGACAAAUCGUACCUUAAGACGCGAAAGUGUUCGAUGAAAACGGGAAAGUUCGCGAGUGAUAGUAACAAAGCAGAAUAACGAUAAGCAGAAUAACGGAAGGGGAGACUGGUGAAUAAAUAGGGAGGUUAAAGCGCGCACCCGCUUGCCAGAUAAAACUUCGCGAUCUUCCGUGCUCGAUCAUUCGACGCAGAACGCGGAAAUGUGUGCACGGAGUACGUGAAUCAAAAUACUAUUCGUGCGAGACGAAUCCUUGCGAACGGUGUCCGUUAAAUAUUUUCUUUCUUUUCUUUCAGCACGAUUUACGAAUCAACGAAAAUAACUCUCUUCGGAUAUUUUUCAAGUCCAGAAGUGUGUACAAUUAAUGGUGGUAGUAAUGUCACCAGUAUAAUCCGAAAACAUUACGUGCAUCUCGGUGCAGCUACCGCGCGUCAUCUCGUGAUUUGUAUCUCGCUGCUCGACGACUUUGUUUCCCUACUCCGUGUAUCUUAAUGAUCGACAGUCGAAAUCGCGUAACGGCGACGAACGGACAAGCGGAACAACGGGAGAAUAGCGAUUAUUUGUAAUAGCGACUUGACGCAAGCAUCUGCUUCCAUGUAGCAAUUUAUCGUGCCUUCUGUCGUGGCUGCUUUCGGCGAUUCACAUUUAUUUUUGUAUCUUUUCGUGAAGUCCUUCGUCCCCUUCCACUCCCUCCCCCUCCCCCCUCUCACCAUCCCCAUUCCCCAACGCUAAUCUCCCCCUCCCACCCCCCUUUCAUCACACACAAUGUAUCCAAACGAGCUCGUAAACAUCUAAAAGUAAAUCUCAGUAUCUCGUACGAGUAUUACCGCAUAACAUACUAUACAUAAUAGUAUAACUUAUAACUUUGUACUUUUCUUGUAGAUACGAUACGAUAUAUAUGUCACGUCUAAUUUAAACAAUAAAAUUUACGUUAUUAAGA